[Torrubiella] hemipterigena is the source of this 417-nucleotide messenger RNA. The record is from the annotation of a GenBank genome assembly. NCBI's taxonomy places the organism in Eukaryota, Fungi, Ascomycota, Sordariomycetes, Hypocreales, Clavicipitaceae.
AUGACAUGGGAUGCAGUUUUCCUUUGUUUUGAUGUCAAAGAUAAAUCUUCCUUGUAUACUAUCACAAACUGGUGGCUCCAUGCCACCGAGGCCGGCUUUUGCUCUAGCCAAGAUUUUAGGCCAGAUGUGCAGCUUCUAGGUCUAAAGUCCGAUCUUCGAUGCGAAUGUGCACUCCGACUGCCAUUAAAAGAGCGCAGAGUUUGGCCCGUAACAUCGCUCUCUUGCUGCGUCUCCCAAUCCGAGGCGACUUCUCAAGCUCGAAUGAUUGAAGCAGCUGGCUACAAUGAAUGCUCUGCUCUGACUGGGGAAGGAAUUAGUGGUGUAAUUGAUGGUCCUGCGAUCCGUGCCGUGGAACGCAUCUUGGAGAGAGAGCAUGAUAUGGUGCCAUUGCCAGCGAAAAGAAGACGAUUGUUGUAG